Gadus morhua (Atlantic cod) is the source of this 1609-nucleotide messenger RNA. It is a transcript of the gene gosr1, whose product is annotated as golgi SNAP receptor complex member 1. The record is from RefSeq and is a predicted model, not a curated record. Gene Ontology annotation, biological process: vesicle fusion; endoplasmic reticulum to Golgi vesicle-mediated transport; inter-Golgi cisterna vesicle-mediated transport. Lineage: Eukaryota; Metazoa; Chordata; Actinopteri; Gadiformes; Gadidae. Gene Ontology annotation, molecular function: SNAP receptor activity. The transcript has 9 exons. Gene Ontology annotation, cellular component: Golgi medial cisterna; cis-Golgi network; Golgi membrane. Bases 49 to 795 code for a protein of 248 amino acids.
GUUUUACUGACACGUGACGUUGAGGUGCUGACGUAGCCGACAACAAAGAUGGCAGGAGUAGGAAGCAGCAACUACUGGGAAGACCUGCGGAAGCAUGCCAGGCAGCUGGAGAAUGAGCUGGACCUGAAGCUUGUGUCCUUCAGUAAGCUGUGCACCAGUUACACCACUUCCAGGGAUGGACGCAGAGGAGAUUCGUCAGACACCACGCCUCUACUUAACAACUCAAGCCAAGACAGAAUGUUUGACACAAUGUCAGUUGAGAUUGAGCAGCUGCUGGCAAAGCUCACUGGAGUCAAUGACAAGAUGGCAGAGUACACGAGCACCCCGGGAGCAUCAUCUCUCAAUGCCGCCCUAAUGCACACACUGCAGAGACACCGAGACAUACUGCAGGAUUAUACACAUGAAUUUCACAAAACCAAAGGCAACUUCUUGGCUAUCCGCGAAAGGGAAGACCUUCUUGGCUCCGUCCGGAAAGACAUUGAAACAUACAAGAGUGGCUCUGGAGUCAACAACCGGAGAACAGAGCUGUUUCUGAAGGAACAUGAACACCUGAGAAACUCUGACAGGCUGAUGGAUGACACAAUAAGUAUUGCCAUGGCAACCAAGGAAAACAUGACGUCCCAGAGAGGCUUUCUGAAGUCUAUACAGGGAAAAGUCAACACUCUGGCCAACCGCUUCCCGGCCAUCAACAACCUCAUCCAGCGGGUCAACCUGCGCAAGAGGCGGGACUCGCUCAUCCUGGGGGGGGUGAUUGGCGUGUGCACCGUCCUGCUGCUGCUGUACGCCUUCCACUGACGGCCGCGCCCAGCCAGCGCUGCGUCGCCGACGCCGCCGCCGCUCAGAGACUAGACUGAAGCUAGACACGGCGAACGUCGCCGGGCGCACAGGACAUUCAGCAGCCCCCCCCCCCCCCCCCCGACACCAGGACCCCCGGCUGCUGGGUCGACCUAUCACAGCACUCGGAUUACAGGUGGGCGGCCCGCUGUCGUCGGGUGGAUGAUUCACCCAAAAAAAAGGACCGGAGACCAAAAGUACUAUGGGACUUGAUAUUAAAGAAUUCUCUUGAUGAUUUGCAGCAAGAGUUUCUACUGGGGGGGGGGGGGGGGGGGGGGAUGAAGACACUCAAAGAUUUCCUUUUUUGCUUUUGGAGGUGGUUGGCUUUAGUGGAUUAUUGUUUUUGGACAGGAGAAUUGGGUGGAUGGUUCAAUGUGAACUUUAAAAUGUGCAUUAAUAAAUUAUUCUUAUUCAGUCUGUACAAAAUUGUGUUAUAAUGGUAGUUACUUAACACCCCAAAGCAUUUUAUUUUUUAAAAAUACUGAACAUGAUGGUGAUUGGGAGCUCAGAUUAAAUAUUCUAUUCCAAUAAUUGCUAACUAUUCUCAGUUUGGGGCAAAAUUGAAGGAGGAUAUACCUGUACAUAUUAACCCUGUGGUUUUUCCACUGUAAACUUUAUAUAAGUGUAAUUAAAAAGUAUACUUUCUCUGUAGAGCAAAUUUGUGUCCAUAUCUGUUUGUAAAUAUCGUUCUCCUUAUGCCAUUUCCCUAGAAGCAGCUUUCUUUCAAUGAAUGCAAUUAGUCAAUCAAAAUCAAUAAAAUGAGUCAUGAAUCCAA